Molecule: messenger RNA, 3087 nt
Organism: Nicotiana attenuata
Lineage: Eukaryota; Viridiplantae; Streptophyta; Magnoliopsida; Solanales; Solanaceae
Product: protein FAR1-RELATED SEQUENCE 4-like
Exons: 5
Coding region: 1231-2289 (352 amino acids)
Source: RefSeq, a predicted model, not a curated record
UGAAUCUCCUUGAUUUAUUUGUAUAUUUACUUCUUUAAAUUUUAUGAGACCCCUUAAUGAAAAUUCUAACGAGCGACAAAGGGAGGUCCUCAUUUCAUGGAUUGCAAAUUAGAAUUAAUCUUAUGUCUGUACCACUAGUUUCAUAGGCGUGGCUUUUCUUGGACCAAAAAAGUGCAAAGUAAUAUUGCUCACAAUAUUGUUUUCCUAUCGAAGAAAUCCAUAUUUUUUUAAAUGAGAUAAUUAUAGAGUCUUUCCUUCAAGAUUCUUUUCGUUAUGAUGAUUUUAUUUGUGUUUUACUUAUUUUUUUAUUUUUAAAAAUUCAUGUAGCGACUUUAACAAAUUUAUCUUAAAGUAAACAUUUAUAAUGUACCAAUUUUGCCCUUUCUCUUCUUAUUUUCAAAGGAAUGUUCCCCUUUCUCUGUGUGGCCUGGGUUCAUAUAAUCAUAAAAAAUAUUGACUAGUUGUCAAAGAUAUUUCUCUGGCGACUUCAAUCGAUUAUGAGUUUCUAGCUAGAGUGUAUCAAAGGUGUCACUUAUGUUAAACUAAUACGUCGUAUAAUAUGUAAUGGAGCUGAUGCCAUCAAUUAAAUACAGGGAAAAUUUCAUAUAAAAACAGCUGGGCUCCCUACUUUUCAACUUUAUAGCCCAUAUUUCAAUUUACAAUUGAGUAGCCCAAAAAUAACAGGCCCAUAUCCGAAAAAGGGGGCGUUAUUUCCGUUUUUGGGAUUCAGAAGCGGGAUUUUGUAUCUUUCAGCGGGAUUUUCUCUCAUUCUUUCCAUUCUUCUUCCCCAAAUCUACAAAAAUGCGAUCUCACAGUCAAUUUUACGUUCUUCAUAGUGGUGAAUGGGAAGACAACAAGUUUAUCAAUUUCGUCAGCGAUUGUGUAAUAAACGAGUCGACAGUCAGCUACAACAAUUAUGUUGAAGCAAUUUCGAAACAGAUUAGAAUUGAUUAUGAGUUAAACACAUUAGACAUUAACUUUCUCCCAAAAGAUGGUUUGGCACCGAUCCUGAUUUACAACUAUACUGGUGUUCGGGUGUAUAUUUAAUUAAAGAAGAAAAACUUCAAUUUCACUGAGUACCCGUUGUAUGUGACUGUGAAAGAGAUUUAUGAUAAUUGUUUGGUUGCUACAAGCUCCAGUAGUUUGGUUGCUACAAGUUCCAGUUGUAUAGAUAAAGGCAAAUAUGUAAAUGAUAUUGAAGAUGCAUCCACAAUUGAUAGCACAGAGAUUAUGCCUGAUAUCAAAUUAAUUGAGAACACUGAUUAUGGUAUAAUAGAUAAUAUGUUAAAUGAAUUGGUUGAGGAGGAUCAAGUUUAUAAAGAUAAAGAGACAGUUGUCAGUGUGAUGAAAAACUUGGCUGUACACGAAAGGUUCCAAUUCAAGGUGAAGAGAUCAAGCGCAACAAGGUAUCACCUUAUGUGUGUGGAUGACAAUUGUGCUUGGAGUUUUAAAUCUUCUGCCGUUUACAAGGCAAACAUAUUCAAGGUUAGAAGUUAUAAUAAUAAUCACACAUGCGGCUAUGGUGAAAGAUACUUAACACAACGUCAAGCUACUUCGGGUGUAAUUGCUAGUAUAGUCAAGGACAAGUAUGUUAAUUCAAAAAAAGUUUACACCGCAAAUGAUAUAAUAGAGGACAUGCAAAAGCAACACGGGGUUGAAGCGAGCUACAUGAAAGCAUGGAGAGCUAAAGAGAUAACAAUGGCAAUGAUAAGGAAUCCGAGCGAUUCAUAUAAGGAGUUGCCGAGGUAUUUGUAUAUGUUGGAGCAUACAAAUCCAGGAACGGUUACAAAGUUGCACAAAUCAGAAGAUGGAUGCUUACUUUAUGCAUAUGUUUCGCUAUAUGCAUCUAUCAAGGGCUGGGAGAAUUGCAGACUGAUAAUGGUUGUUGACAGAAGUUUCCUUAAAGCAGCAUAUAAGGGUACCAUAUUGACUGCUUGCACACAGGAUGGAGCUGGAAAAAUCCUUCCACUUGCAUAUGCAAUUGUAGAUUCAGAGAAUAAUAAAUCUUGGGAGUGGUUCUUCGUCCAGAUAAAGGGUACUUUUGGUGUUAGGGAAGGGAUGUGUAUAGUUUCAGAUAGAAAUGAAAGCAUCUUCAAUGCCACAAAAGCUGUGUACCCAGAAGUUCCACAUUGUAUUUGCAUGUUUCACUUGUGGCAGAAUGUCAAGCGCACAUUCAAGAAACAUCACAAACAAUUGAAGGAGAUCUUCUUCGCUUUGGCUAGAGCUUACACGAUAGAGGAGUUUGACUACCAUAUGAGAGAGAUGUGCAAAAUUGAUUCGAGGGUGUAGCCUUACUUGUUCGAAAUUGGCUAUGAAAGGUGGUCUAGGGCAUACUCCAAAGUGAAAAGGUCGAUGGUAAUGACAUCCAAUAUUGCAGAGUCAAUUAAUGCAGCAAACAAAGAUGCUAGAGAUCUACCAAUAAUGCGAUUGCUGGAGUAUAUGACAAAUUUGCUACAACAGUGGAAUAACAAAAACAAAAAAAGUGCAAUGGAGACAUCUACAGAGCUUGGAGAAAUGUGAGGCCUGCUACGGAGCAGUUAUAUACUGUGCUUGAAGGGGUAAGGCGAAACAUAGUGUGCCUUGAAGAGGAACAUGCAGUUGCGGAAAAUUUCAAAUGGAUGAACUUCCAUGUCCGCAUGCUUGGGCGAUAUUGAAGAACCAAUAGCUGAAACCCGGCUAGUAUUGCUCUUUUUACUACAAGAAGGAUAACCUCCUUAGAACUUAUGAAUUUCCAGUGAAUCUGAUGCCAGAUGAGAGUUUAUGGGUAAUCCCAACAGAGGUGCUGGAAGAUAUGGUCCUACCAUCUAAAGGGAGAAGAAAUGCAGGAAGGCCAAGAAAGGAAAGACUCAAACCGGCUUUAGAGAAAGAGCAUAAGAGGGGUUUUUUAUGUUCUGUAUAUGGACAAAGUGGUCACAAUAGAAAAACAUGCAGGAAUCGACCAAAAUAAAUAGUUGGAAACAUAACACUUCCUAUUACAUAUGUUGUCAUGUUGAGUAGUUAAGUUUCACAAACAAUAGAGUUACAAAUGUUGAGCAGUUAAGUUUCACAAGCAAUUGAGUUACAAAUGUCAAUAAAGAAUUACAAUUU